Molecule: messenger RNA, 4509 nt
Organism: Mizuhopecten yessoensis (Yesso scallop)
Lineage: Eukaryota; Metazoa; Mollusca; Bivalvia; Pectinida; Pectinidae
Product: CD109 antigen-like
Exons: 36
Coding region: 29-4432 (1467 amino acids)
Cellular component (GO): extracellular region
Molecular function (GO): endopeptidase inhibitor activity
Source: RefSeq, a predicted model, not a curated record
AUCCAGAGGGAAUACCUCACAGAUAAAAAUGCUCUUGGCCGGUUUAAUAACCCUCUUGUUGGGGAUAGCUGCGGCUAAAGACACUUAUGUCGUUAUUACGCCUAAAGACGUCCGCCCGGGAGUGCCCCUGAACAUCAGUGUCAAUAUUCUACAUGCGACUGGCGAUGUGCACGUCACAGCUAAACUCAUCCGUGUGACCGACAAAUCGGUGAAAGCCUCUUCGUCUGCAACUUUCCAACAACAUGUCCCUGACACCAUGCGAAUUAUGGUCCCAGAUACGAUUCCAAUCGGGACGUACCAGCUUACAGUUGAAGGUUCCAAUGGUCUCACUUUCACAGACAAAACAAAUCUUCAUUACGCUUCCAAGGGCAUGUCUAUCUUUAUACAGACGGAUAAAGCCAUGUACAAACCUGGCCAAACAGUCAAUUUCCGAACAUUCGCCAUUUAUCCCAAUUUGACAGUUUACAGUGGGCCCAUGGACAUUGAGAUUUACGAUCCAAACAGCAAUAAAAUUAAGCAAUGGUUUGGACUGAAAGACGCCAGCGGGGUACUUACUAAUUUUAUGGCAAUGGACACGAAACCGGUACUGGGAGACUGGAAAAUCCGUGUCAAGACACACGGUUUGACCAAAGACAAGAUGUUUGCAGUUGCUCACUAUGUCUUACCGAAAUUCGAAGUAAUCGUUGACUUGCCGUCGUAUGAGUUGACGUCAGCAACAGACAUUAAAGGAACAGUGAAGGCAAAAUAUUCCUAUGGAAAGCCGGUGAAUGGAACUGUGAAAAUCCGAGCCCACAUAUUACACUAUCAUCCGACACCUAUUCCAACCAUCGAACUGACAAUGGACAUCAACGGGGAAGCCAAGUUUACACUGCCUGUGUCGGGACUGACCAGUCACACCUACCAUACCUCAGUAAACGGCCGUAACGUCGUGGUAGAGGCCAACGUUACAGAGAGUCUUACACAGAUUACUCUCGACGGGACUAGUAAGGUGUAUUUCUACACCCACGCCGAGAAGAUAGAACUUCUUACGUCCAUCCAUACACCAUUUAAGCCUGGUCUUCAGUACAUCGCUUUUGCCAAAGUGGUCCAACAAGAUGACAUGCCAUUGGCCGCGGGCUCCAACAAGUCGUUAAUCGUACAUACGAGGGUAACAACCAUCCUGCCUGAGACAGCUACACCUAUAAAUUACUAUUAUCCACGAACAAUGAACUAUCAACUGCCUGAUCAGAGCUUCACUGUCACAGAUACAGGACUUGUCCAGGCUAAGAUCGACAUUCCACACAAUGCAACCAGUAUUUCCUUAAACUUUAAGUAUGAUAGCCAAAUUACGCCAUAUCAAUACCCGUCAAAGAGCUAUUCUCCUUCGGACAGCUUCAUGCAGAUAUUCCUGGAGUCGAAUAACCUACAGGCUGGCCAUGACAAAGUAGUGGAUUUCCGAGUAGUGUCCACCUCACCAAUCGACAAGUUAAUUUAUCAGGUGUUUGGCCGAGGAAGUAUCGCAGUGUCAGGAUCUAUUAAUGGCAACAACGCAAAAGAAUUCACAUUCCACGUCCCUAUGAAUGCUAAGAUGGCACCAAAUGCGAAAAUCGUUGUGUACUACGUCAGAGCUGAUGGAGAAAUCGUCACAGACAGCAUAAGCUUUGACGUUUCUGGAACUUUUGAAAACGAGGUAUCCAUUCGGUUCGACAAAACCAAAGCCCAGCCUGGUGAAGGAAUCAAUGUUGACGUUACAGCUGAUCCUAACUCCGUCGUCAACCUAUUAGCCGUAGAUCAGAGUGUGCUUCUCCUUAAGAGCGGAAAUGACAUCACGCCUACAGAGGUCGUUGAUGAACUGAAGUCGUAUGACACCAUUGUACAUUCCAACAAUGGCGGCCACAUAUUCAUCGGAUUCGUGCCUGAGCCUGUGCCUAUGAUAUGGCGGCCUUUCACAAAUUAUUAUGGAGUAUCCGACGCCGAACAGAUUUUCAAGGACGCCGGAGUAAAUGUUAUGACUGAUGCGCUAGUACAUCACCAUGUGGGGCCGGGUACAUACUGUGCGACCGAUUUCGCAAACCUACCACCAAUAUGUACAGGUCCGAGUGGUAAACCCACGGCUGGGCCUGGAUUGGGACCAGGCGGUGCUAUGGAUUCUGGUGCGGCUGCUGGCAUGGCCACUGGUGGUAUAGGAGGAACCUCUGUGCUGAAAGAAGUGGAGACAAUUCGCUCCGAUUUCCCAGAAACAUGGCUAUGGAUCAACAAAACUGUCGGACCUGACGGCCACGUGACCAUUGCUGCCACAAUCCCGGAUACGAUUACGUCAUGGGUUGCCAGUGCCUUUGCUGUCCACGCCACCAGUGGCCUCGGAAUCGCCCCAACAAGCGCAAAGGUUGAAGCCUUCAGACCAUUCUUUGUCAGCCUGACAUUGCCUUACUCAGUUGUAAGAGGAGAACAACUCGUACUGCAGGCCAAUGUUUUCAACUAUAUGACUAUGGAUAUGGACGUCAUUGUAACAUUAGAAAAGAAUGAUGAUCUGGUAAAUGUCGUAUUCGGUACACAUGGGACAGAGUCCUACAUCGCCCAGACAACAACAAAGACUGUACACGUAACAGCUGGUGGAACAAAGUCUGUGUUUUUCCCUGUGGUUCCUGCCGGCCUUGGUUCUGUCAGUAUUAACGUGAAGGCCCAGUCUACGUUGGCCGCCGACGCUGUUAGGCGACAACUCCUUAUUGAGGCUGAAGGUGUCCCGAAAGAGUACAAUAUACCGAUGCUUGUUGACCUGAAACACAACACCAACUUCGCGGAGACAGUUGAUGUCACAUUACCUGCUGGGGUCGUCGCCGGAUCACAGCGAGUGCGUGUCUCGGCUAUCGGAGACUUAAUGGGACCAACGGUCAAUGGGCUAGAAAAACUUUUGCGCAUGCCAACCGGAUGUGGAGAACAGACGAUGUUAGGUUUCGCACCUGAUGUGUUUGUAACUAACCAUCUCACCGACACCCACCAGUUGACAUCAAGUGUCGAGGGGAAAGCGAUCAACUUCAUGGAGAAAGGAUACCAAAGAGAACUUACUUUCCAGCACACGGAUGGAUCAUUCAGUGCUUUCGGAGACAGUGACCCAUCGGGCAGUAUGUGGCUAACGGCUUUUGUGGCGAAGUCAUUCCACCAGGCGAAACGUCAUGUCUUUAUCGAUGAUGAAACUCUAACCAGAGCUAUUGAUUGGAUGAUAAACCGCCAGGCAGCAAAUGGUUCCUUCCCAGAACCUGGCCGUAUCAUCCAUAAGAACAUGCAGGGUGGAUCUGCCUCUGGUGCUUCUUUGACCGCCUUCGUCCUUAUCGCCUUACUGGAGAACAGUGACCUGCAAGGAGGUGUGCACCAGAGGAUACAAUCAUCAGCAAGCAAAGCCCAGACAUACCUGGAGGGAGAGGUUUUCGCCAUGACAGAUCCCUACGGCCUAUCCAUUUGCAGUUACGCAUUGACUUUAGCAAGAAGCCAUUCCUCAGCAACAACCUUCCAUAAACUCAUGGCCACAGCAGUUACUAAAGACGGUAUGACCCACUGGCAUGAACCAGAAUCAGCCUCAUCCUCAACCGGCCACUACUGGUCCCCACCCCAUCAGCAAUCCAAGCCAGUGGAUAUUGAGAUGACGUCAUAUGGCCUAAUGGUGUUUGCUCACAACGGUCAGUUUACUGAAGGGCUUCCUUUCAUGAAAUGGAUCACAAAGCAGAGGAAUCCCAAUGGCGGCUUUUCUUCAACUCAGGAUACCGUAUUAGCACUACAGUCCUUGUCCGAGUUCGCUCGUAUCGGAUAUUCUGAACACUUCCACAUGCAAAUCGGAAUCACAGCUGGACAAACUACUCACACGUUUAACGUCACCAGACAGAAUGCAUUGGUACUUCAAUCAUUGGAACUCCGUUCCAUACCAAGCCACGUGACUGUUACAGGAACCGGAAGUGGAAUGGGCCUAGUCGAGGUAUCUGUAUUCUUUAAUGUUGAGCAAGAGGUCGAACAGCCAUCAUUUGAAGUUGAUGUUACGAUUAUAGAAGAAACAAUCAACUCCCUAAAAGUCCGAUCCUGUACAAAGUGGCUGAAAACUGGAGCCAGCGGAAUGGCCGUGCAGGAAGUUGGCGUGCCGACCGGUUUCGCCCCUGAUCUUGAAAGCAUUGGGAAAAUAGCCACCCUGAAAAAGACUGAGAUGGAAAAUCGCAAGGUCAUUUUGUACUUUGACGAGAUUACCACGACCCCCCUGUGUGUAACUAUGGAUGCCUUCAGGACGGACAAAGUUGCCAAGUCGAAGCCGGCUCCUAUCAGAGUCUAUGACUACUAUGAGCCAAGUAACCAAGUAACGACGUUCUACCAAUCCACAGUGCUGAAGAACUCUGGUGUCUGUGAUAUCUGUAAUGAAUGUGGCUGUGAUGGACAACAUGAGACUGAAAUAAUGAAAAAUGGCCAAAGUUAGUUCUGCAUGAAUUUUUAUAUCUUAUGUAUACAUUACUUUUUGCAUUGUUCUCUCUGUAAAUAAAAGAAAUGAUUUUU